Molecule: messenger RNA, 1637 nt
Organism: Solanum dulcamara
Lineage: Eukaryota; Viridiplantae; Streptophyta; Magnoliopsida; Solanales; Solanaceae
Product: polyubiquitin
Exons: 2
Coding region: 110-1483 (457 amino acids)
Biological process (GO): protein ubiquitination; modification-dependent protein catabolic process
Cellular component (GO): nucleus; cytoplasm
Molecular function (GO): ubiquitin protein ligase binding; protein tag activity
Source: RefSeq, a predicted model, not a curated record
AUCAUCUUUCACAAUUCUCAUUUUCUUCUCAAUAUUUUUCUUCUGCUUUUGAUCGAUCACAAAGAAGCUUUCUUUCUCUCUCUCAUUUGAUUCCCAGCACCGUUUCAAGAUGCAAAUCUUCGUUAAGACACUCACUGGCAAGACCAUCACUCUCGAGGUUGAGAGUUCUGACACAAUCGAUAAUGUUAAGGCAAAGAUCCAAGACAAGGAAGGAAUUCCUCCUGAUCAGCAAAGGUUGAUCUUUGCUGGAAAGCAAUUAGAGGAUGGCAGAACUCUUGCAGACUAUAACAUCCAAAAGGAGUCCACCCUCCACCUUGUCCUUCGUCUGCGUGGUGGCAUGCAGAUCUUUGUGAAAACCUUGACUGGGAAGACAAUUACUCUUGAGGUUGAGAGCUCUGACACUAUUGACAAUGUCAAGGCAAAAAUCCAAGAUAAGGAAGGAAUUCCUCCAGAUCAGCAGAGAUUGAUCUUCGCUGGAAAGCAGUUGGAGGAUGGAAGAACUCUUGCUGAUUACAACAUCCAAAAGGAGUCCACCCUCCACCUUGUCCUUCGUCUGCGUGGUGGCAUGCAGAUCUUUGUGAAAACCUUGACUGGGAAGACAAUUACUCUUGAGGUUGAGAGCUCUGACACUAUUGACAAUGUCAAGGCAAAAAUCCAAGAUAAGGAAGGAAUUCCUCCGGAUCAGCAGAGAUUGAUCUUCGCUGGAAAGCAGUUGGAGGAUGGAAGAACUCUUGCUGAUUACAACAUCCAAAAGGAGUCCACCCUCCACCUUGUCCUUCGUCUGCGUGGUGGCAUGCAGAUCUUUGUGAAAACCUUGACCGGAAAGACUAUUACACUUGAGGUUGAGAGUUCUGACACCAUUGACAAUGUCAAGGCUAAAAUUCAAGAUAAGGAAGGAAUCCCACCUGACCAGCAGAGGUUGAUUUUUGCUGGGAAACAGCUUGAGGAUGGAAGGACUCUAGCAGAUUACAACAUUCAGAAGGAAUCAACACUCCAUCUGGUGCUGCGCCUAAGGGGUGGUAUGCAGAUCUUUGUUAAGACAUUGACCGGGAAGACUAUCACCCUGGAGGUAGAAAGUUCAGACACCAUUGAUAAUGUGAAAGCAAAGAUCCAAGACAAAGAAGGGAUUCCACCAGACCAGCAGCGUUUAAUUUUUGCUGGCAAGCAGCUUGAGGAUGGCAGGACCCUUGCUGAUUACAACAUCCAGAAAGAGUCCACACUCCAUUUGGUGCUCCGAUUGAGAGGAGGAAUGCAGAUCUUUGUCAAGACACUGACCGGGAAGACGAUUACCUUGGAGGUGGAGAGCUCAGAUACCAUUGAUAAUGUGAAGGCUAAGAUUCAGGACAAGGAAGGUAUCCCACCAGACCAGCAGAGGCUGAUUUUUGCUGGUAAGCAGCUGGAGGAUGGUCGCACCCUUGCUGACUAUAACAUACAGAAAGAGUCAACUCUUCACCUUGUGCUCCGUCUCCGUGGUGGCUUUUGAGAAUUUGGUGCUCUUGUAACUGUGGUUUCUUCUCCUGAUCCUUUGGUUGAAAGAUGUUUCUAGACUUUUCUGUUUUUGCUUUGGUGACAUUGCUUUUCUUAUGCGUGCUCGAACUAUUGUUUAUAUGAAUAAAUUUAGCUGUGUUACUAUGUAA